ACUGUAGGCGUGGUAGUUGUAAUGGCGACCGAGAUUCGGACCUCUAGCUCAGCAGAUGAGGAGGCGGCUGGUUUACUGACAGAUUGCUGUGGAAUUUGCGAGAAACAGUUCGCAAAGUACACGUGUCCAAGAUGCAACGUCCGCUACUGUUCGUUAGACUGCUACAAACGUGAAAGUCAUGCUCAGUGCUCUGAGUUGUUUUACAAGAAUUGUUUUAUGGAGGCACUCAAAGAAAAAUCUGUUAGUCCCGAAGAAAAGCGUCAAAUGCUAGAAAUGCUAAAACGAAUCGAAUCAACCCACACAGACGAUCUCGUUGAUGACACAUCAGACGAAGACGAUCCAAGCCUAGAAGAAAGGCUAGCAUCUCUAAAUCUCGAUGUUGCCGAGCCCGACACGAUUUGGGAGUGUUUGAACGACGGUGAGAGACGAGAGUUCCAGCGGUUGCUACAAACUGGAGAAAUGGCCGAUUCCAUUGCUCUUCACACGCCGUGGUGGGAACGUGCGGGUUGCAUCAGAGCACUUGUUGAAGUGGUGGGAGACGAAGGCGGACGAACAAACACGAACGUUCCGGAUGUUAUGGGCGGCAUCCCACCGCUUGGCCGUUUACUCAAAGCUACUCCCCCGGCUGUGCAGCUCAAAUACAAUGCAGUUAGUAUUCUGUAUUCAUAUUGUUACAUUGUCAGACUAUAUAAUGGCGAUCACAUGGAUAUGGCUGUUGAAGCAGCACAGACUGUUCUCGACUUGUGUCCAGUGCUUGCACAUAACGUCUCAUACAACGACGUUUCCGAAGUUGUGCACCAUUGUGUGCACACAUGCCAGCAGCACAAUCAACCAUACGGGUCAUCAGAGUACUCAACAUCUGCCCUCCUUGACGUUACUAACAUUCUAAUGCCAGUGACUGCAACAACAGGUAGAGCGUCUUCUUCCAACGACUUCACACUGGCAGCAUUAUCCGAUUUGUAUCGGAUAUUUGAGGCAGCAGUAAGAGACACGAAGAAAACGGUCGCUCAAGCUAAACAAUCUAGAACAGUAGUGUCACAUAUGGAACUGAAACGAUCGCUACAAAUGGCGACACGGAAGCUAUACUUCUUUUUAUCGUAUGUGGCAUCAAACACAGAUGAUGUGGCAUCACUGGCCAUGCCAGUAAAGCUGGAACUUGAGAGUAUACGAUCCAAAGUUCAAGAACAUAAGCUUGUCCAAUCGAAGAUAGAGAAGCAGAGAGACGAGAGAAAGUGUGGCCAUGGGACCAAGCGACUUAUUGAAGAGGUCACGUAGCUUGCUGCCCACACUUCAAACUGCCUACUGUAUAUUCUAGGAUAAGACGAGACAAUAGAUUUUAUGUUACAAUUACAGAGACGAUUGAAGUAUAUUGACAUGUGUGUCAAUGAGAGAAGUGUAGAGAGUACACGUACCAAUCAAUAACGACACUACAUUAGAACGUCUAUCAGAUGUAGCCUUGACACUAGGCCUUCCUUUGCUUUUGUACUAUAAGCAAUGGGGUUAGAUCAUGU
Molecule: messenger RNA, 1511 nt
Organism: Corticium candelabrum
Lineage: Eukaryota; Metazoa; Porifera; Homoscleromorpha; Homosclerophorida; Plakinidae
Product: zinc finger HIT domain-containing protein 2-like
Exons: 11
Coding region: 22-1275 (417 amino acids)
Source: RefSeq, a predicted model, not a curated record